UAUAGCGUAUGCAGGGGGGCGGUUAAAAGGAAAGUAAUAGUCCACAGCGACGAGGCGGUGCUGGUAAGCGGCGGCAGACCCCCUCCUCCUUUAGUUGUUUGCUGUGCGCCCCUGGGUGCGAACACUGGAAAAUCCCUCCCCAGCUGAGCGGAAAGUAGGCGCCUCACGUCGGCUGCUCGCUGCCUGCAUGAGGAAGAGACCUGCAGGGCGGUACGAGCUUUUCCCGGGAAGCAGACGAGCGGAGAGGCAGGCACAGCUGGCUGGUCCCUUUGGUCCCGGCCUGGCGCUAAGAGAGGAGCGAGACUCCAUUUGGACGGGAUUUUGCUUUUAAUCCAUUGAUUUCUACCCCCAGCUCGCGGAUUGAAAGGGCGCUUGUAUCGUAUCGGCCCCCGAGCCUGCUGUGUAGAUAGUGCCUGCUGUGUACCGAGCCCAGCGACGGAAAGUCCGGGCUGGCCACCGGCACCAGCGCCGAGCCGUGAACGGGGCAUGGCUGCGGGUUACGGUGAAUGGGGGAUCGUCCGCCGCAGUCUCUGCCUUACAUCUCCCUGAGGAGCGGGGCGAUUGAACAAGUCAUCUAGGCGACCUUACAAAGGAAAGCGGUUUUUAAUAAGUCAUUUUAUUAUAAUUGAAUGGAACUUCCAGCUACCCGGACAAGCCACCAGCUUCAAAAGUAGAGCUCUGUUCAUAUUUUAACGAUUCUUUUAAAGUUAUUUAGCUCGUUUCUUUUAAUGUACUAACUUAGUUACUUGCACAGAACAAAAAAAAAAAAACAGAAGAAACGUGGGGGGAGUGAAAAAAAAUCACUGUUUUUAUUUAAUGUGACAUAGCUGUGAGAACUGCCUUUUGAUGGAUUGCAGUAUUGCAAAGGAAAGCUUAGAUGAAAACCAGAGCUGCUGAAGACAACCGGGAAUAUUGCUUUUUACACACUUUCUAUUUUUCCCUGGAUUAAUCUUCCUUUUUGAGAAUUGUUCUACCCGUUGGAUUUUGUGCGGUUUCCACAUUUUUCUCCUGUAUCGUUGUUUGUGGAUAUUGUGUUAUCGCCCAUCUGCCCCUCCAUUUCCCCCCCUCCCCAUCACCCCUACCUGCCCCCACCCGGUCACCCUGUCCGAUGCGGAGUACCUGAGCGGCCCCAGCGCCCUUCGCCCUGCCGGACAUGCUGAAGUGCAUCCCGCUGUGGCGCUGUAACCGCCACGUAGAGUCGGUGGACAAGCGACACUGCUCCCUGCAGACGGUCCCCGAGGAGAUAUUCCGCUAUAGCCGCAGCCUGGAGGAGUUGCUGCUCGAUGCCAACCAGCUCCGGGAGCUGCCCAAGCCCUUCUUCAGGCUGCUGAACCUGCGCAAGCUGUGCCUGAGUGACAAUGAGAUCCAGCGGCUGCCCCCAGAGGUGGCCAACUUCAUGCAGCUGGUGGAGCUGGACAUCUCCCGCAACGACAUCACAGAGAUCCCCGAGAGCAUCAAGUUCUGCAAAGCACUGGAGAUCGCCGACUUCAGUGGAAACCCCCUCUCCAGACUGCCCGAUGGCUUCACCCAGCUGCGAGGCCUGGCCCACCUGGCCCUGAAUGAUGUGUCGCUGCAGGCUCUGCCCAGCGACAUUGGCAACCUGGCCAAUCUGGUGACCCUGGAGCUGCGGGAGAAUCUGCUGAAGUCUCUGCCCACGUCGCUGUCCUUCCUGGUCAAGCUGGAGCACCUGGACCUGGGCAGCAAUGAACUGGAAGUCCUGCCUGACACACUCGGGGCCCUGCCUAACUUACGAGAGCUGUGGCUGGACCGGAACCAGCUCUCUGCCUUGCCAUUGGAGCUGGGCAACCUGCGUCGGCUGGUGUGUCUCGACGUGUCUGAGAACCGGCUGGAGCAGCUGCCGGAAGAGCUGAGCGGCCUCCUGGCCCUCACCGACCUGCUGCUCUCGCAGAACCUUCUGGAGAGCGUCCCCGACAGUAUCGGCUCCCUGAAGCAGCUGUCCAUCCUUAAAAUGGACCAGAACCGGCUGACCCACUUGACGGAAUCCAUCGGCCAGUGCGAGAACCUGUCCGAGCUCAUGCUGGCAGAAAACCUGCUGCAGACGCUGCCGCGCACAGUGGGCAAGCUGAAGAAGCUGACCAACCUGAACGUGGACCGCAACCGGUUGGGCGGCAUCCCCGUGGAGCUGGGCGGCUGCUCCAGCCUGAACGUGCUGUCGCUGCGGGACAACCAGGUGGGCCGGCUGCCCAGUGAGCUGGCUGGAGCUUCCGAGCUGCACGUGCUUGAUGUGGCUGGCAAUCGGCUCCAGAACCUGCCCUUCGCCCUGGCCAACCUGAACCUGAAGGCUAUGUGGCUGGCGGAGAACCAGUCGCAGCCCAUGCUCAAGUUCCAGACGGAGGAUGACGAGCACACGGGGGAGAAGGUGCUCACCUGCUACCUGCUGCCCCAGCAGCCGUCUCCCAGCCUUGAGAACCUGCUGCAGGAGAGGCCCGACGACAGCUGGACAGACACCAACCUCAAUCGCGUGUCGGUCAUCCAGUUCCGGGACGAGGCCAAGGAGGAGGUGGAGGAGGUGCCAGAGGAGCGCAAGGCAGGCACUGGCCUGCAGCGGCGGGCGACACCACACCCCAGUGAGCUGAAGGUCAUGAAGAAGGUGAUCGAGGAGCGGAGGAACGAGGCAUACACAGCCAAGCCUGACGGGGAUGCAGAUACGCCCGAAGCAGAGGAGAAACGUCUGAGCGGCCUGUCCAGCAACAGUCACAACUCCCAGGCCUCCUACAGUACGGCGUCUGCGGGUUCUCAUGAGGAAAGGCGGGACCUGCCAGCUGAGGGGGAGGAGCCAGAGGAUGUAUACACCCAGGAUCAGGAAGAGGAGGGGCUCGAUGAGAUGGAGGUGGAAUAUAUUGAGCCAACAGUGCACUUUGCCGAUGAACCCAUCAUCCGUGGAGGGGACGACGAGGACGAUGAAGACGAGGAGGAUGGUGACAGGGAGCGUAGUGAUGAGGAGGAGCUGCCCGCCUUACCUGCCGAGCGGCAGCGGCUCAUCCGCAAGGACACCCCCCACUACAAAAAGCACUUCAAGAUCACAAAGCUGCCCAAACCGGAGACCGUGGCCGCCCUCCUGCGGGGCUUCACCCCCGACGGGGUUGGUGAUGGGGAUGACGAAGAGGAAGAUCAGGAGGGGCCAGCUGAUCCCAAGCUGAUCGCCACACUUCAGGCGGAGAGCGAACUGCCAGAGUCUGUUGACAAUAGGCUGCUGGACAGGAUCACCUCCCCCUUGCAGCCCAUCAAGGGGGUGUCAUUUGAUCAAGUCAAUAAUCUGCUGAUUGAGCCUGCUCGAAUUGAGGAGGAAGAGCUGACGCUGACAGUCCUACGGCAGACGGGUGGCCUUGGGAUCAGUAUCGCGGGGGGGCGUGGCUCCACGCCGUACAAGGGAGAUGACGAGGGUAUCUUCAUCUCCAGGGUGUCAGAGGAUGGCCCGGCUGCCCGCGCUGGGGUCAAAGUGGGAGACAAGCUGCUGCAGGUAAAUGGUGUGGACCUGCAGGGGGCAGAGCACCAGCAGGCAGUGGAUGCACUGCGUGGCUCUGGCACUGCUGUGUCAAUGACGCUGCUACGGGAGCGCAUGGUGGAGCCCGAGAAUGCUGUGACGACCACGCCACUGCGGCCCGAGGACGACUCGUUCCCGCGUGAGCGGCGCGGCAGCGGCCUGCCCUUCUGCCUGGAGCCUGCCGCCGGUCGCCAGCGCCUCAGCGCCUGCCUCAUCCGCAACGACAAGGGCCUGGGCUUCAGUAUCGCCGGAGGGAAGGGCUCCACCCAGUACCGUACCGGCGACACCGGCAUCUUCAUCUCCCGGAUCGCCGAAGGUGGGGCCGCCCACCGUGACAGCACGCUGCAAGUGGGAGACAGGGUCAUCUCCAUCAAUGGUGUAGACAUGACAGAGGCCAGGCAUGACCAGGCAGUAGCUCUGCUCACCACCGCCUCCCCCACCAUCACCCUGCUGGUGGAGCGUGACCUGGCCGAACCCCGGGCCCGCCCACACUCCCCCCCGCCUCCUCAGCCCACCAGUGCGGCAGACCAGGAGGACCAAGGCGAACAGUCGAGCCAGCCAAUGGAGGACGAGUAUCCCAUCGAGGAAGUGAUGCUGGUGAAGGCAGGCGGCCCCCUUGGGCUGAGCAUCGUCGGAGGCAGCGACCACGCCAGUCACCCAUUUGGCGUCCGUGAGCCUGGAGUUUUCAUCUCGAAGGUGAUCCCCAAUGGCCUGGCCUGCAGGAGCGGCCUGCGGGUCGGCGACCGCAUCCUGGAGGUCAACUCCAUCGACCUGCGGCACGCCACCCAUCAGGAGGCCGUGCGAGCGCUGCUCUCCAACAAGCAGGAGAUCCAGCUGCUGGUUCGCCGUGACCCCGCCCCGCCCGGCAUGCAGGAGAUCGUCAUCGAGAAGUUCCCCGGAGAGAAACUGGGCAUUAGCAUCCGUGGGGGGGCCAGGGGCCACACCGGCAACCCCUUUGACCCCACUGACGAGGGCAUCUUCAUCUCCAAGGUGAGCGCCGGCGGGGCAGCUGCGAGGGACGGACGGCUGCGGGUAGGCAUGCGCAUCCUGGAGGUGAACGGCCACAGCCUGCUGGGCAUGACGCACACGGAGGCUGUGCGGGCCCUGCGAGCCACAGGAGACACUCUGGCCGUGCUGGUGUGCGAUGGCUUUGACCCGCAGGAUGCUGCUGCCAUCGAGGCAUCCCCUGGUAUCAUUGCCAACCCCUUUGCUGCGGGCAUCGUUCGCAAGAACAGCAUGGAGAGCAUCUCUUCUAUCGACAGGGACCUGAGCCCGGAGGAGAUGGACAUCCUGCAGAAGGAGGUGGAGAUGGUGCGAGAAUCGUCCCAGUGGGAGAAGGAGGAGCUGGAGAAGCUGGAGCGCAUGCGCAUGGAGCGUGAGGAGGCCAAUCGCGUGCUGGAAAAGGAGACUGAGGACCUGGACGCUGGGCCCCUCAAACUGGACUACAGGACAUUGGCUGCCCUGCCCAGCUCUGCCGUGCAGAAACUCGGCCAGUUCUCUCAUUCCGUCACUCUGACCGUCCCCAUGGAGGCGCCCCUACAGGCCCAUCUCGUCGUUUCUCUGGAGUCUGUAGGCUCCAACCCUGCAGAGCCCCCCCAGGUCAGCCCCACCCUGUCCCCGGCCUCCAGCCUGGAAGCCCAUAUCUUGCGGUGUCCCCCUGCCAAGGGCUCCCCCCUUUGCCACAACCUCAACAGUUCCCCGUCGUCGCACAUAUCUGGGCAGGAAGCCACGCCCCCUGCUGACCAACCCGAGGAAUCGCUCGUGGACUGUAAGCCGAUCCUCUUCAGUGAGAACCCUUUCCUGGUUGCCAACCGUAAGAGUAGGGGCUGUCCCCCGGAACAGCAACCCCUGUCUGGGCCACCUGUGGGCUACGGCCGGCAGGGCCAACUGCAGACCUCGUUGUACAGCAAGUACCAGUCUCCGUCAGUUGACACCCCCCGGCCGAGGAGCCCCAACAGAGAGGCCCCGUACCCCCCCAGCCCCCUGCCGACAAAGCCUGGAACGAUCCAGCCCCUCUCUCGCAUGCGGCACAGCGGCUCGCCCAUUAGCCUGGAUGGCCAGGGCAGUCCCAGUGCGGCCCCCCACCGCGCCUUCCUCCCCGCCUCCUCCCACACCUCUCCUCGCACCCCCUCUCCCUUCACCCCCGACGAGUUCCCCAUCAGUGCCAAGCAGGCCUACAAAGCCUUUGCUGCCGUGCCGCAUUCUAUGGCAGUGCUGGAGCUGCAGCAGGAUUCCUUCAGCCAAAGGAGCCCUGACACACCCAAGCCAGAGACGCCCACAUGCAGCGGCAGCCUGGAAGUCCCAGAGCAGCGUUCCUUUAGAGACAGACAGAAGUACUUCGAGAUGGACAUGAAGCAGCAGACCCCCGACAGCAAGCCCCGCCCCCGAGUGUGUCUGGUGGGGGAGGAUGACCUGAAGAAGAUGAAGGAGGAGGAAGCCCGGAAGGUCGACCAGCGCCCCCCAGAGUUCCUAAUGGAUGAUGAUGAGGAGGAAGAGGAAGAGGACCUUGCUAAGCAGAUGGCUGACCUGAAGGCGCAGGGCAAAGUGGUGCUGGAUGGAGUGGAGUAUAAGGUCGAGAGUGUGCGUGCUCCCUCUGGCUCCUCCCCCCGACACUGUGCCACGCCCCCAACUUCAGGGAGGCCAGACUCUCAGAGGAACUCCCUGGAGGACACCUUCAGGCUGGAGCACAGGCCCAGCUCCAUCACCGGCCUGGUUCCGGCAUACCCCGAGGGAUCCAGCGCCCCCAUCCGCACGGCCAAGGCGGAGCGGCGGCAGCAGGAGAGGCUGCGCAUGCAGAGCCCCGAGCUGCCUCCGGGGGGCGAUCGUGAGCUGUCCCCGGCCGAGAAGCGGGCGUUAGAGGCCGAGAAGAGGGCCAUGUGGAGAGCAGCACGGCCCUAUGGGUUAGAGGAGGACGUUAGGCAGUAUGAACAGGACCUGGCCAAACGGCUCUACCAAUCCCGAGUGAGGGCGUCUCAGGCCUGCACCCCACCCCCUCAGCCUGCCGGUGCCAGCAUGAAGUCCCUGGAGCAGGAUGCCCUGAAGGCCCAGAUGGUCAUAGCCAAAUCGCGUGAGGCCAAGAAGCGCGGAACACUGGAGCGGCUGACGGAGUCGCCGUCCCCCGCCCCUACGCCAUCGCCCACUCCACUGGAAGAUCCAGCCUCCCGCUGUGUGACAUCACCAGGCAGGCUGUCCCUGUCGCAAAAGAAGUUUGACUACCGGCAGUUUGCAGCAAUCCCCUCCUCAAAACCCGUAUACGACAUCCAGUCCCCGGACACUGCUGAUGACGGCCACAUGGACGGUUCCAGUAGCCCAGCAGCAGCACCCCCUGCAGACCCGGCUGUAGAAGUGCCCCCUCUGCUGCCUGUGUCCUCAGCCCUGGAGGAGAUGGCACUCUACAGCAACAAGCGCAAGCUGAGGCAGGGCCGCCGCAGCCUGGAGACCGCCGUCCCCACGUAGCUGACGCUCCCGAGGACCAUCGCCAAGACACUCGCUCUCUCUCUCUCACGCACACACACACACGCACACACACACACGCACCAGCAACACGAGCCUCAUCGCGAGCCAGCCAGAGCUCCGCCACAAUUCCACCACAGAACCCAUCUUCUGGAAUCACAUCAGCUUCCUCAUCAAUGUCCACUUGAGGACAUGAGACAUUUCCAUGAGAGAGUGAUGACACUACAAACGAGAUACCUUAGAAUCACACACGUGGGGGGUGGGAUGUACAAGCGGCACCCCGCCAAAUGGAUAGAGCAGGAUGGGUGGGGGGUCCGAAGCCUUUUCUUUUCUUUUUUCUCUUACACUUUUUCAGUUUGCAACUUAACUGGUGACUAAUCCUGUUCGAUUCCUGCCACUCUGGUUGCUGUAAAAAAAAAAAUGAAGUAAAAAUGAGAUGAAUUGUAGCAGUUUCACUAACUAAUUUUUAAUUUGGGAGGUGUUUUAUUUGAAUGGCUUGUAAAAUUCAAGGGUAUCACAGAGCUUUGGAAAGAGUGUAAAUAGGGCUUAAAACUUCUGCUACGCAAGCAGCCACCCGAACACAUAUUUCAGCAUUUGUUCUGCAAUGUUUGUAUAUUGCCCUACCCCUACUUGUUGUGUAGGAAAAAAACUUUUUAAAACUGAUUUUAGAGUAACUUAUUUUAUCAGUGUAUCCCCAAUACGUCUCCAUACAUCUCUGUAUUAAUCCGAGUGUGUAAAACGUGUUUGUUAAAUAACUGUGUUCAAGAGAAUUCAUCUAAAGCAAAGAUAUGUGCAUUUCUUUGUAUUGUGUGUUUUAUAUUUAUGUCUUCGGAAACAGAGGUCAGUCACCUAAAUACACAAGACGAGUUAACAGAAUUUUUGGUCUUGAAGAUUAAAAUUUCCUUCACCAAAAAUGUUGCACACUAUCUGGUGGUGUAAGAGGCACGAUCAGUUACACUCAAAUUGUUUCAUUCAGCAAUUAAGGCAUAAAAUAUCAAGGAAUUUUAUAUUACCAAAAUUUAAGGCAUGAAGAUGUACUUUGUCAUUACCUGAACCCUUUCCUGAAGGUAGUAGCAUGUGGCAUUUGUCAAUCGAAAUUUAGCAGCUGCAAUACACACUGUUAUAUUGAACAAGACUACACUGAGUUGAUACAGGACUGUGCACCCAAAGGGUACCAAUGCCAAAAAGUUACAGAUUUGUGAUUUUCUGCUGCCUAUGCAGGAAAGGUGAACAUGUAGGUCUCAUUACCUGUGGUACCAUUCUCCCUACUCUUCAAAGGCAUGUGGAUGAUCUAUGUAUGAGCUACAAACCGGUUAGCAGGUGGUAAUAGUUUUUUUUUUUUUUUUUUUAAAUCGGACACCACUGAAAUCUGUGAAUAAUGUACAUACGAAAACGAAAGAAGCAAUGUCGAGGUCAAAGCUGAGCCGAUCUAUGCAGAGACCCCAGCUGUUCUGUUUGCUGGGUGCUGUGUGCAUGUAAAUUGGCUGCGUGAAGGUUUUUCAUAAGAUAUAUUUGUAAGUCCUCCCAAUGUCUUUUGUAUUCUCAAUGCACUCUUUCUUCCUCUUUUGAUCUACUGUUAACAAUCUGAAUUGUGUAAUAGCUUCUGUUAUUAAAAUACUAAUUAUAGUUUUUUUUAAUUGACUGAAAUUCAGUUUGGAUAAUUUGUGAAUGGAUGAUUUUUUUUCUCUCUCUCUUCCUGUUAGAUAACGUCCUUUCUGGGAUUUACCAAACAGUGGGUUUUAGACAGAUGUAGAGCCAUUUUUUUUUCUCCUUUUUGUGGGAACAUAUUUUUCCAAAAGGGUGGGAGGGAACGGAAUGAAGUCAUGGGGUUAUAGCAACACGCCUGUAACUAGAUAAGGUCAUGGGGGUCAUAGCUCAAAGACUGUAACUAGUGAAUUUGUAAAACCAAAGAAAUCUAUUUUGUGGUUCAGGAACAAUAAAGUUUACUUUGCGUUUAACUGAUUUACAAUUUUGUGUUUGCAGUUGAAGACACUAUCGAUAAAAUCUUUGGACAAAGACUGUGGGACAUUGACAGGUUAUCUGGGUCACAAAUUCAUUGUGUUUCUAACAUCACCCAUCUGCAAUAAAAGAAUUUGCAACACUUAGCAACUGAA
Messenger RNA from Brienomyrus brachyistius, 9072 nucleotides. RefSeq names its product scribble planar cell polarity protein (gene scrib). Bases 1154 to 6961 code for a protein of 1935 amino acids. Gene Ontology annotation, biological process: neurotransmitter receptor transport, endosome to postsynaptic membrane; neurotransmitter receptor transport postsynaptic membrane to endosome. The record is from RefSeq and is a predicted model, not a curated record. Lineage: Eukaryota; Metazoa; Chordata; Actinopteri; Osteoglossiformes; Mormyridae. The transcript is spliced from 44 exons. Gene Ontology annotation, molecular function: protein binding. Gene Ontology annotation, cellular component: adherens junction; postsynaptic membrane; postsynaptic density.